Molecule: messenger RNA, 2901 nt
Organism: Leptinotarsa decemlineata (Colorado potato beetle)
Lineage: Eukaryota; Metazoa; Arthropoda; Insecta; Coleoptera; Chrysomelidae
Gene: omd
Product: integrator complex subunit 5 omd
Biological process (GO): snRNA 3'-end processing
Cellular component (GO): integrator complex
Source: RefSeq, a predicted model, not a curated record
AUGAUGUCUCAGUCGACAGUGGUUCGGAAUGUACCACAACAAGAUUUGAUGAAUGAAUUGAAAUUCUUUGUGAAAGGUGCUACAAGAAAAGAAAAAUGCAGUGCUUUAGAUUUAACAAAAUCUGCAUUAACCCUUUUGAAGCAUGUUCCCGCCUCUAGGGUUGCUGUAUUUGAAUAUUUCUGCAAAGUUUUUGAUGGUGCUGCUUUGAACUACAUUCAAGGAAUAGAGGCAGAGAUUAAAACGGGCAAAUUGCCACCACUCUCGGAAUCAGAUGAACUGGUUGUCUCGGAAAUUCAUGGUGUACUAGCCAUGUUGAUUUCUGACAACCCAACAGCAUGGGCUCCUACAAUAAGUACUUGGACAUUGGAACUACUGGGUGAAAUCUCCAGUAAAUACUCGGGAAGGGCGCACUUUUCAACAAAUUUGAAUGAGACCUUACAACUCUGGAUGGCAUGUAGGGCAACUAGGACAUUGGUAGAUGUUAAUACUAAGUGUUUAUCAAGUCUUAUACACUCUGAUACAGAAGCUUGCAUUAGUGCUCUUUUAGACACAUCUGUUAAACAUUCACCACACUUUGAUUGGGUAGUUGCCCAUGUAGGUAGUUGUUUUCCAAACACAGUGAUAACAAGAGUAUUAUCAUGUGGUCUUAAAGAUUUUUGUCAAAACAAAUCUUAUGAUCAAGGUUGCAACUCCCCAAAACUCAAGUCAGUUGUUGGGAUAUUAGGACACUUAGCUGGUAGCCAUGUUGAAGAUAUUCGUAAAGCAAUCUUGAACAUGUUCAAUUGGAGUCUCCGAGAAACUUUUGAAGAUAAUGAUAUGAAUAGACUGCAGAAGAAGGCUACAGUUCCUUAUAUAUUACAACUCGUGUACCUAUCUUCCACACUGUUAUCUUCAAUAUGUACAGAUACAAAGAACAUUUUGACAGUAGAUGUGGUUACAAGGCUAUAUCAUUUUGUAGAACAUUGGUGCCGAUAUUUUGGAACACCCGAGGCAUUAGAAGAAUUGGUGACCACAUUAAUUUUACGGUGUGAAAAUGGGGGAGAGCAGAUAAUAAAACUCCUUUUAACUUGCAUUCAUUUAUCUAAAGUAAGAGGAAAUGAUCAAAUGAAAAAUGAGAUAGUGGAAAAAUCGAAGGAAAUACUUUCCAACAUUUUACAAGAAAUGGAUGAUUCAGUGAGGCAUGGCCACCCUGUAGGCCUCAUUUCAUCUUUCAUCAAAGAAACAAAUGAGCUGAAAAAAAUGUUGUUGAGUCCUGAAAAAAUUGUAUACGAAACAGCAGGACAGAUAGUAGUUUUUUUAGGUCACUUGAAUCCAUCAAGUUUGGUAAUGGCUACACAACAUUUGCUUCAAAAUGCAACUACUCAUGAUCAGUUAGUGUUGUUGCUGAAUUGCCUGACAAGCGAUCUUAUUGACAAAACUGCCCAACCGUAUUCAGAGAAAGGAGGACAUUUUUCGGUGGUACUGGAACAAAUAUUGAGUAGGCAUAUUCAGAAAUUUUUCACAUCAAAUGAGGAAAAUCUUGAUCUCUCACAGAUGUGGAAAAACCUACUAACAUUAUUGCGAUGGGAGAAAAGUGGCAGAGUAACCUGCCUCAAUUCUAGAAUUAUAUCGAGAACAAUAGAAUCCAACUUAACAAAUUUAACAUCGCUAUUCACCAGUGAAAAUCUUCAUAUGCAUAUAAUUGCUGAUAUUUUAGAUACCAUGGAAAUUCCUAAUCCAAAUGAAUCUUAUAGCCCAUCCCUUCAAGUUAUAUUGAAUCUGACCCAAUCCACUGUAAAUUAUUUCUUUGCCUGUUGUUAUGAUGAUGGAACUUCAAGAAAAUUAAAAGGAUUUAAAAAAGUUAAUCGAAUACUGAGAAGACUCUGUACCUAUUCCAUGGUUGCUAAAGUAUUGGCUUUAAGGGAACUAUUGGAAAGGGCAUUAUUCAGAACAGAUAAUGUUCUUUUUGGAGCUAAUAACAAUGAGCAUGACCAUGAAAGUGAAAAAAGCCUUCUGAAGCAAAAUAAAAAAAUAAAUAAAACCAUCCCUCUAACAAAGCAUUCGUCCGUUUUCAAUGGAGGAAUAAUAGGGACAGGCAAAAGAAAAUUGACUACUAAUAAUAAAAUACAUAGUCACGCCGUUGCAGAAAAUACAUACCAACUUAUAAAUGCUAUGAAAGCAUGUUGCACUCUACCAGAAGAAAAUAAAUAUAGCGACAUGUCCUGGGAUAGUAUGACUCUUUUAUCAUUAUUGCUGGUUCAGUUUGUAAGUCCUGACGUAAUGUAUAACGGAUUGCCAUGGCCUGAGGAAGAAUUUUCAAAGGUCACUAUGGAGAGAGAUCUGUUCAUCAGAAGAAUGUUUGCGAACACACCAUUGCUCUGGGAGUUAUUAAGCUUUGUAGCUGUAUAUCGCCCAGCCAUUUGUUACUGCUCCGUAUUAAUAAGGGCUCUGACCGCUACCCUGAUUCAUCAGUGGAAGAGCAUGGGGGAGCAGAGCAAAGACGAUAUAUCGGAGAAUUAUAAAUUAUUGAUGGAUACAACCGUGAAAGUUAUCGAUAUUAUGGCGUUAGGUCAACUGUUGCCUCCACCUUUAUCGAAUAUUCGUGAUGUAAUACCCUACUUGAAAUGCUAUGAGAUCGUCGCUGUACUGAGAGAAUGUGUUUGGUGCUACAUGAGGGACCAUAUACCUUCUCCUGCUUUGUUUGUUUGUGAUUCAAAUGGAGUACAUUGGAGGGAUCCCAUUACAGCCAGGCCGCCUGAAAUAUACACGAACACAUUGAGAAUUAUAAUGCAGAGAAACAUCAGGGUAUUGGGACAUAUGUAUGCACAAAUGUUCAUUAACGUACCAACACAUGAUUCAUAAAUUUUGUUUUACUAUAUAGAUAUAGAUCAGGAUGUCCAAAUGUUCUGCAACACAUCCAUU